AGGGUUUUGUGGCAGAGCCUCUCGUUUUCAUUCACUUACGGCGAGAGAGAGAGAGAGAGAGAGAGAGGAAUCCAUGGCGCCGAAUCAGAGAACCCCAAAGGUGAGCAGGAACCCUGAUCUGAUUCGCGGUAUUGGGAAGUACUCAAGGUCUAAGAUGUACCACAAAAGGGGUCUUUGGGCUAUCAAAGCCAAAAACGGUGGCGUUUUCCCUCGCCACGACGCCAAGCACAAGGCACCGGCUCCGGUGGAGAAGCCCUCCAAGUUCUACCCCGCCGAUGAUGUCAAGAAGCCUCUUGUAAACAAGCGGAAGCCUAGGCCCACCAAGCUCAGGGCGAGUAUUUCAGCGGGUACUGUGCUGAUCAUACUUGCUGGGAGGUUCAAGGGAAAAAGAGUUGUUUUCCUGAAGCAGCUUACAUCCGGGUUGCUUUUGGUCACUGGACCGUUCAAGAUUAAUGGUGUUCCUCUAAGACGUGUGAAUCAAUCUUAUGUGAUUGCUACUUCGAUGAAGAUUGACAUUGCUGGAGUUAACGUGGAUAAGUUUGAUGACAAAUAUUUUGCUAAGGAAGUUCAGAAGAAGAAAAAGAAAGGAGAUGGGGAGUUUUUUGAGACCGAGAAAGAGGAGAGAAAUGUGCUCCCACAAGAGAAAAAAGAUGAUCAGAAAGCUGUUGAUGCGGCAUUGUUAAAAUCCAUUGAGGGAGUUUCAGACUUGAAGGCCUACUUGGCUGCAAGGUUUUCUCUCAAGGCUGGCAUGAAACCUCAUGAACUGAAGUUUUAGAGGAAGCGCUGGCAAAUUAAUAGGGCUGAUUCUCUUCAUUACUCUGUUUACUUUUUUCGAACUUGGUCAUGGUGGUUGUACUCAUCUAGUUCCAUUGGUAAUUGACAGUUACAUUUUCUGUGUUUUGUUCGAUGGAUUUUCCUUUUUCCAA
Messenger RNA from Juglans microcarpa x Juglans regia, 926 nucleotides. RefSeq names its product 60S ribosomal protein L6-like. NCBI's taxonomy places the organism in Eukaryota, Viridiplantae, Streptophyta, Magnoliopsida, Fagales, Juglandaceae. The transcript is spliced from 4 exons. Gene Ontology annotation, biological process: ribosomal large subunit assembly; cytoplasmic translation. The coding region runs from base 74 to 775 and encodes 233 amino acids. The record is from RefSeq and is a predicted model, not a curated record. Gene Ontology annotation, molecular function: RNA binding; structural constituent of ribosome. Gene Ontology annotation, cellular component: cytosolic large ribosomal subunit; ribosome.